This is a messenger RNA of Phycodurus eques (leafy seadragon), 2847 nucleotides long. Its product is annotated as cyclic nucleotide-gated cation channel beta-3-like. NCBI's taxonomy places the organism in Eukaryota, Metazoa, Chordata, Actinopteri, Syngnathiformes, Syngnathidae. Gene Ontology annotation, biological process: monoatomic cation transmembrane transport. The coding region runs from base 6 to 2519 and encodes 837 amino acids. The transcript has 18 exons. Gene Ontology annotation, molecular function: intracellularly cAMP-activated cation channel activity; protein-containing complex binding; cGMP binding. Gene Ontology annotation, cellular component: photoreceptor outer segment; intracellular cyclic nucleotide activated cation channel complex; plasma membrane. The record is from RefSeq and is a predicted model, not a curated record.
CUUAGAUGUCCCUUGUGGAGGUGACGGGGGCUAUUCUCCCUGCAAGAGCAUUAGUGGUGCUAAAAGCAGCAGCAACACUGCGGCCAACUCAUUCAGAGGGAAAGAGAAGAAAGCGGCAUAGAAGAGAUCUUACACAUUUUUGCCAAUCUAUACAUUACCCUCAGGGUCACUUGGAUAUGUUUGGUAGAUUUAAGGGCUUUCUUGGUGGACCGCAGAUCCCAGCAUCUCCUGCCACCAACAGAGAAGCUCCUGACCCUGGUCAAGACCCACCACCAACUCCUGCUCCUCCUCCAGCUCCUGCUGGAAGCAAGGACAAUAAAGCUACCGAAAAGGAAAAUGAGGACCAACCUCAGGGCCCAGCACCUGCGACAGCGACAGCACCAGCCCCAGCACCAGCACCAGUACCAGUACCAGUACCAGUACCAGUACCAGCACCAGUACCAGUACCAGUACCAGUACCAGUACCAGCACCAGCACCAGCACCAGCACCAGCACCAGCGUCAACCACAGCGCCGGCUCCAGCCCCGGCUCCAGUAUCAGCCCCUACUGCAGCCACAGUCAACCCUGAUCAAAUUGGACCAGAGGGAAAAGAGGCACCCCCCCCUCCACCAAUCGUAAUCAACCCGUAUUCUGAUGAGCAGCUUCGCUCCAUAGUGAAGCGGAUGAGAGAGAGACUUGAUAUCUACAAGGAGAAAGUGACUGAUCAAUAUGCUUCAUCACCGGAGAUUAGCCCCCCUGUCACGCCACUCUUGGCUAAAGACCACUAUGCUGAAGUUGUGGAGGAGAGGAAAAGGCGAGCGGAGGAGGAGCGGAUCAAAAAAGAGGAGGCUGAGAGGAAGAAGAAGGAAGAGCAGGAGAAGAAAAAGAAAGAGAAUGAGCAGAAAAAGAAGGAAGAGGACGAGAAAAAGAAAUUGGAGGCAAAAGAAGGGAAAGAAGAGAAGACACAAGACUUUAAGGCUGUCUUUAUGGAGAAAAUGUGGACUUGUGUGGAUGUCUUUCUGAAGCCCCUCGAGAACUGUAUGGACUAUAUGCUGGGGAGCACCAUUGAUCCUUUCACAGAUCGUCGCUACAUUGCCUGGCUGAGCGUGGUGACUCUCGCCUUCAACUACAACACCUGGUUCAUUACUGCCCGGCUCUCUUUCCCCUACCACACUGAGUGGGCAAUCCCUUACUGGUUUGCCUUGGACCUGCUGGCUGACCUCAUCUACCUCACGGACAGCAUCGUCUUCCAGUCUCGCAAACAGUUUGUCAAAGCAGGAGACAUCAUCAAAGAUGGAAAGAUGACAAAGAAGAAUUACAGAGAAACAGAGAGAUUUAUGGCCGACAUAGUGUCAGUCUUACCCUUUGACUUACUCUACUUCCAGUUUGGAUUCAAAUCCAUUUUCAGAGCAAACCGCUUGCUAAAGGCGGAUACAUUUUUCGAGUUUAGCGACCGCCUGGAAAGUAUCAUGGCGAAGGCUUACAUCUGGAGAGUUAUUCGCACCAUCGGCUAUCUCCUCUUCGUCCUCCACCUCAACGCCUGCUUCUACUAUGUGGCUUCAGUCUACCAGGGCAUUGGUCAAACUAAGUGGGUCUACUCUGGACUGGGAAAUGCGUACCUGCGUUGUUACUACUUUGCUGUCCGCAGUCUGAUCAACAUCGGGGGUCUUAAUGAACCCCACACCGUCUUUGAGAUAACGUUUCAGAUGACAAACUUUUUCACGGGCAUCUUUGUGUUCUCCAGUUUGAUCGGACAGAUGAGAGAUGUCAUUGGCGCAGCCACAGCAGGACAGACUUACUUCCGCUCGUCCAUGGACGGCACCGUGGCCUACAUGGUGACCAACCGCAUCCCCUCCUUAGUCCAGAACAGAGUCCGCACCUGGUAUACGUACACCUGGGAUGCCCAGGGCAUGCUGGAUGAGUCUGAGCUGCUGGAGAAGAUGCCUUUGGUAAUGAGAACUGCCAUCGCCGUGGACAUCAACCUGACCACUUUCCAAAAGAUAGACCUUUUCAAGGGCUGUGACCAGCAGAUGUUGGUGGAUAUGUUACUGAGACUUAAGUCUAUAAUCUAUUUGCCAGGAGAUUUUGUUGUCAAGAAAGGUGACAUUGGCAAAGAGAUGUACAUCAUCAAGGGCGGAGCAGUGCAAGUGGUGGGAGGACCUGACAACAGUAUUGUGUUUGUCACACUAAAGGCUGGCUGUGUGUUUGGAGAGAUCAGUUUGCUGCAGUCAUCCAAAGAUGGAGGAAACAGACGGACAGCAAAUGUCAAAGCCUCCGGAUUUGCUAAUCUUUUUGUCCUCGAGAAGAAAGACUUGUUUGAUAUUCUCGUCCACUACCCAGAGUCUCAGAAAGUGCUGGCCCGAAAGGGAAGGAAACUAAUGAAAGCCAAGGGUCCAGCAGCAGCUAAAGUAGAAGAGGAAAAGAAGAAAGGUCUGGCACUUUUUGGACCCAAACCACCCACACCCAAAUUAAUGCGACUCUUCGGUGGAGGAUUAAAGAAAAAAAGAAUUGACAAACCUAAGUCUGGUGCUGACUCUUGAGAGACACUUCUAUUGAUUCAUUUUAUCAACUCCAUUUUGGGAGUUUAUUUUUUAUUUUAAGACUCAUACCCCUCUUUUAUUCUGAUAGACCAAUAUAUACUUUUUACUUUCCUGUCUAUACCUAAGCUUUAUUGACACAAAUAAUUCCUUGGAAUUGAGUCUUGUUCUGUGACCCAGCCUGCACUAUAUUUUAUGUAUAAAUGUACUUUAUUGUGGCCGUCUGUUUACCGUCGUCUGCAUUCACCUUCUGUCAAUGCUCAGUGGUUGUAGAAAUCUGUCAGAUUAUCCAAAAACUGCUGCAUUAAAUGAUUCCAAAAUUUAAUAAUAA